AUGUCUAACACCGUUAUGCUCGACACGAUUGAGAUAGUCGUCUACAUUCUCCUGAUCCCUUUGAUCGUCAUUCUCGGCGUCCGCCAUGGCUUGACACACUCGCUUGGUUACAUUUUCCUCUGUGUAUUCGCGGUGCUUCGCAUCCUUGCUGAUAGUCUCGGAAUAGCAGACCGUAACUCUACCAAUCCAAACACCAUCAUUAUGACAUCGGCUAUGCACUCAGCUGGCCUUUCACCAUUGCUCCUUGUUCUGGCAGGCUUCGCGCAUGAGGCACACCACUACCUCGUCAAGGCGACAAGGUCGAACAAUGAGGCACAAGCCCUUUUGACUCGCCUGCGGGCAUUGCAGGGAGGAUUCCAUGCGCUGUCAACGGGUGGCAUGGGUCAUGUGGUUUACGGGGCGAUCAAAUCGGAAAACUCGCAAUCCUUAUGCUCCUAG
This is a messenger RNA of Cladophialophora bantiana CBS 173.52, 438 nucleotides long. RefSeq lists its product as uncharacterized. The coding region runs from base 1 to 438 and encodes 145 amino acids. NCBI's taxonomy places the organism in Eukaryota, Fungi, Ascomycota, Eurotiomycetes, Chaetothyriales, Herpotrichiellaceae. The record is from RefSeq and is a predicted model, not a curated record. The transcript has a single exon.